AUGGGCUUUCAGCCGACCGUUUCAAAUAUCGCGAAUUGUAACGAAACCAAAAAGGUGUUGCAGGCCACACGAAGUUCAAAACAAGAUGCUGAAAAAUUCCUUCGCAAAUAUGAAGAAGAAGGUGAAAAGUAUUAUUAUCAGUCGGCCUGGUCAAGAUGGAAAUUUUACCUUCACAUUAACGAUGCAAACCAGGCGGUCAUGGAAGAAGCGCAGAUGAACCAAACGAACUUCGACGCUAUUCAAGCAAAUAAAGCUCUAGCAUUUAGACCCUUCUCAAGGUUCGAAUACGAAACAAGAAGACGGUUAGAGAAGAUUUCAGACAUCGGUCUGUUCUUUGAUGAUUCGCAAGCGCAGGAAUUCAACCGCGAUGUGAAUCAGAUGAGUAAAAUCUACAGCAAUGCUUACGUUUGCAACGUAGUAAAUCCAAAUUGUUACAACGAUCCAACCGCUACUGCUGAUCAUUGGGAAUUCGAUCCAACGUUGGCCAAUCUCAUGUUCGAGUCUAGGGAUUACGAUUUGCUUGAGUAUAUUUGGAAGCAGUGGCGUCAAGAAACCGGCAUGAAAGAACUGCCCUAUUAUCGAGAUUACGUUAAAUUAGGCAACGAAGGAGCAAAGAAGGGCAAUUAUUCAAACAUGGGCGAAUGGUGGCGUUCAUCUUAUGAAGAUCCCGACUUCGAAACACAACUGGAAAAUCUGUGGGCGGAAGUGCUUCCUUUCUACGAAGAACUGCACUCGUACAUAAGAAGGAACCUGAUGGAGAAAAUAUAUCCAAACCGUUUCAAUACGACGGCGAUCCCGGCUCACAUUCUGGGCAACAUGUGGGCACAAGAAUGGACAGCGCUUUUUAAAGACACAGCACCGUACCCCGAUCUACCGUCGGUUGACGUGACGGAAACGAUGAAACAAAAAAAGUACACACCACUGAAGAUGUUUGAAACCGCUCAAGACUUUUUCAACAGCAUUGGACUAUUCAACAUGACACCUGAAUUUUGGAAAUACUCCAUGCUGGAAAAGCCUAAGAACAGAUCAGUUGACUGCUGGCCAACGGCUGAAGAUUUUGGCAACAGAAAGGAUUUUACUAUCAAGAUGUGCACUGUUGUUAACAUGAUAGAUCUGGUCACUGUACACCACGAAAUGGGUCACAUCGAGUAUUACAUGUCGUAUAUGAACCAGCCGCUGGAAUUCAAAGAAGGUGCAAAUCCGGGAUUUCAUGAAGCCAUAGGCGACACCAUUGCACUAUCAGUUAAUACUCCAAAUCACUUGGAAAGUAUUGGUUUGCUCCAACAGACCGAAGAGAAAGACAGAAAGAAGCAACAUUUGAACUUCCUCUAUAACAUGGCGUUAAGCAAAAUAGCGUUUCUUCCAUUCGGAUAUCUGAUCGAUUUGUACAGAUGGAAAAUUUUCAGUGGCUCAGUGCCUUCGGACCAAUGGAAUACCGAAUGGUGGAAACUGCGAUAUAAGUAUCAAGGAUUGGUUCCGCCUGUUCCAAGAACGAACCGCGAUUUUGAUGCUGGCGCCAAAUAUCACGUGCCUAAUGACGUUCCGUACAUAAGAUAUUUCGUAGCAGCCAUUAUACAAUUUCAGUUCCAGAAAGCGCUCUGCGAAGCGGCUGGCCACAAGGGUGCCCUAAGUGACUGCGAUAUUUACAAAAGUAAAGCAGCAGGAACAAAAUUGAAAAACAUGUUGUCGAUGGGCUCGUCUAAACCGUGGCAAGAUGCGAUGGAAGUGAUCGCGAAUACAAGAAAAAUGUCAGCCCAGCCGAUGUUAGAGUACUUCAAAGAGAUCAGAGAUUGGUUACAUCAGCGGAAUAGUGAAGCUGGCGAUUGUUACGGAUGGGGAUAUGAAUGGCCGGCAUCAUACAAUCUUCCGCAACCUAGAUGUGGCAAAUUUGUCCAACCGUUACCAGACUAUGAAGAGUUUAUCGAGCAACAUAACAAGCUUGGCGAACAAAUUUAUUACGACUUCGUUAAUGCGGAAUGGACAUACUGGCUGAAUGAAACUUCGUGGAAUCAGGAGGAGAGCGUGCGUCAGAGCGCUAUCAAAUCUGCUUUUGACUCAGCAGAGGCUAAAAAAGCGAAAAGCUACUUUAUCUGUGCCAUUCCUAAUGCUACUAUUAAAAGGGAAAUGAGCACAAUCGCAACAGUAGAAAUAGUUCUGAAUGAAACCGAUAUGAAACGUUUCUACGAAGAUAUAAAUAACAUGAACAAUAUCUACAGUACUGCUUACAUUUGCAACCCGGCGCAUCCGGACUGUCACGAAAGUGAUACUGGCAAAAUGUACCGAUGGGAAUUCAACCCGACAUUAAGCAAAUUAAUGGCAACGUCGACUGAUUACGAUCUUUUGAAAUAUAUUUGGGUUGGAUGGCGCAACGAAACUGGAGUUAAAGAACUUCCUCUGUACAGAGAAUACGUUCAACUUGGUAACAAAGGAGCCCGAAAUGCCGGAUACGCAAAUAUGGGUAGCUCCUGGCGCUCAGUUUACGAAGACCCCGAGUUUACAACGCAGCUCGAGAAGCUCUGGGCUCAAGUGCUUCCAUUUUAUGAAGAACUGUUCGCCUACAUGCGUCACUUUCUGAAAUCUCGGUAUCCGGGCAAAUUCAGUACAACCGCACUGCCAGCGCAUAUCCUUGGAAACAUGUGGGCUCAGUCAUGGACCAAUCUCUUUGACGCCACGGCGCCAUACAGAAAUUUACCGUCAGUGGAUGUGACGGAAGAGAUGAAAAAGCAAAAUUAUACUCCAAAACUCAUGUUCGAGUAA
This is a messenger RNA of Soboliphyme baturini, 2757 nucleotides long. The record is from the annotation of a GenBank genome assembly. NCBI's taxonomy places the organism in Eukaryota, Metazoa, Nematoda, Enoplea, Dioctophymatida, Soboliphymatidae.